This is a messenger RNA of Mitosporidium daphniae, 1410 nucleotides long. RefSeq lists its product as uncharacterized. NCBI's taxonomy places the organism in Eukaryota, Fungi, Microsporidia. The record is from RefSeq and is a predicted model, not a curated record. Bases 1 to 1410 code for a protein of 469 amino acids. The transcript has a single exon.
AUGCCACACGUUAAACGGAUCAAGCAAGAGGCUGCGUCCGCCGCCCCCUUUGCGAAAGCAGUAUUUCCCAUCGAGGUGCUAGAGGUUGUUUUCUUUUACAUGUAUUCCUGUAAUGACUUCCAAUCUAUUUUAGCGAUCUGCAACCGGACCCUCUUUUCAUAUUACAUGUCUCGGCUGAAUGACUCGAUCGAGAUACCAGGCGAUAUUGGAAGAAAGAUUUUUCUUGCGCCUCCUCUAUUUUCCGAAGUGUGCGUGAAGAACACCAUUUCGCUGGGGGUGUUUUCAGAUGCCAUUUUUAGCUCUUCCUCGGGCAUAUCCAGGCUCUCGAUUUCCGGGAAACAUCUUCCCACCCCGCCGCCCUUAAAGAUACUGUCCGCCCUGCAGGAUAAAUAUUUCUGGGUUAGAAACAUCAAAAAUUUAGAAUUCUCCCACAUAAAGAUACCAGACCGAUUAAAUGUACAAGCUCUUCGAUCGAAUAUUGGAUCUGUCACGCUAUCUCAUGUCUCGGGUCUGGAGGAUCAUCUGAUUUGUUUUCUCUCUUUAUUUCCCAAACUCAACCAAAUAUCUUUGCUGCAUUCAAGCAUCACGCCAUCAAAUCAAAUACACGCAACGGGAAAGCGCAGGUUCUCAUCUCUGACACUUGUCAAGAAUUCGUUUUCUCACGUCGACUUUGACAAGACACACUUUUUUAAAUGGAUCGCUGGGUUCCUCGAUUUAUAUCAGGAGCCGUGCGUGUUAGAAUUAAAUGGGGUUAAAAUGUCACAUGGAAGCUUUUUACGGCUGGUCGAUUUUAAAAGGGCAAAUUUUGCCGCAAACAGGCUACAGUGUGUGUCGCUUGACAACUGUACGUUCUAUCCUCAAAAUGAAGCCUCAUCCUCUCUUUUGGCACAUUUUAUCAGGGGAUUGCCAGAAUUGAAACGGUUUUCGAUUCGCAACUUUCAGCUCGAUGUGACCGGCAUAAAAAGAGGGCUCCUCAAUUUGGUUGAGCUGGAUUUGUCGUUCAACUCUUCAAUUACCAAUGACGUGUUGCACGACAUCGUUACCCUGUCAAGAUUGAMACUUAGAUCGUUAUCUUUGGAGGGCAUUCAGUCGAUAUCAACUGGCUUUCUAUGCGGCCUGGUCAUGAUGCUCAAGCUUGAAAAGCUAAAUGUGUCAAACAUGGCAAUCAAGCUGUCGCAAUUCGUUGACGACGUGUUCCCGAUUUUAUUUGGAUCCCUUCAAGUGAUAAUUGCAAAAAAUUGCUACAGCCUAUGUUCUUCUUCGUUUAUCAAGGUUAUUAAAUCGGUAACUUAUCAUUCGCCCCUGCGAACCAUCGACUUUUCGGACGGAACUUGCUCUAACAUAAGGAUUGAGACCCUAGUAGAGGCCAAGACAUAUUUAUCCAAAUUUGCGUGCAAAUUUUCGCACUGA